UGUCCAAAAUAGAACUCGAGGGAUGACGUGUAUGUAUGGGUCCUUCGGACUUCCGGGUGUGUGUAAAUAGAUCGCAAACGGAGUUGCCUCGCCCAAAAGAUGUCUAAGGUAACGUUUAAAAUCACCCUGACGUCGGACCCCCGGCUGCCAUACAAAGUAUUAAGUGUCCCUGACAGCACACCAUUCACAGCAGUUUUGAAGUUUGCUGCUGAGGAGUUCAAAGUGCCAUCAGCUACCAGUGCAAUCAUAACAAAUGAUGGAAUAGGAAUCAACCCUGCCCAGACAGCGGGCAACGUGUUUCUCAAACACGGCUCAGAGCUUCGCAUCAUUCCCAGAGACAGAGUGGGAGGACAAGGAGACUGACGCAGCGUUUCCUUGUUGGGCAGCAACAUGACUCACCCGGCAGAAUCAUAUAACACUUGAGACCCAGGAAACACCUCAGCUUGUGUCAUAUUUAUUUUCUGGCCCGCAACUGACAGUGACUCACACGAGAAUAUACAGUAUACAUAUUUAAGGUUGAUGAUGACAUGCACACACACAUGCUCCCUACUUCUUCAUUCUCGAUUAGGUUUAUUCUCUCUGUAAGUGUAGUAGCAGCAAAAGGUUAACAUUUAUCAGAAGUACUGGGUAAUUUAUACAUAAGCACAGCACCUGCAUCAUGGAACUAUGAGUGCUAUCAUUUAACAACAAUUCUAGCUUUUGUAUCUUUGUAAAUGACAAUAAAUCAUCCAUAUGACUAACAGCAA
Messenger RNA from Eleginops maclovinus (Patagonian blennie), 746 nucleotides. It is a transcript of the gene ufm1, whose product is annotated as ubiquitin-fold modifier 1. The transcript has 6 exons. The coding region runs from base 100 to 363 and encodes 87 amino acids. Lineage: Eukaryota; Metazoa; Chordata; Actinopteri; Perciformes; Eleginopidae. Gene Ontology annotation, cellular component: nucleus; cytoplasm. Gene Ontology annotation, biological process: protein K69-linked ufmylation. The record is from RefSeq and is a predicted model, not a curated record.